This is a messenger RNA of Pungitius pungitius (ninespine stickleback), 1438 nucleotides long. RefSeq names its product mitochondrial ribosomal protein S2 (gene mrps2). The record is from RefSeq and is a predicted model, not a curated record. Gene Ontology annotation, molecular function: structural constituent of ribosome. The coding region runs from base 115 to 924 and encodes 269 amino acids. NCBI's taxonomy places the organism in Eukaryota, Metazoa, Chordata, Actinopteri, Perciformes, Gasterosteidae. Gene Ontology annotation, biological process: translation. Gene Ontology annotation, cellular component: mitochondrial small ribosomal subunit; ribosome. The transcript is spliced from 4 exons.
AUGGGAAUUGUAGUCUGUCGUGUCAAACUCUCACGACACAACCACCGCUUUACGGCAGUCGACGAACUACAGACUCGCAGUGGCCUGACCUUCUGAGGGACUCGCCAAGAAAGCAUGGCUGCACGGGCACUUACGAAAGGGCUUUGGGGGAUUCGACCCUCGCGGGCUGUGGCGGCCGGCUACCCGUGUGCUGGUCACCUGUACAACACCGCAGCGUCCGCCGAACCCACCCAACUCAAAGUUGACGAUGCUUCAGACAAGAUAAUGAAACAGCCACUUAAGAAGCCGGACUUCUUCCGGGUGUCGGAGCUCUUCUCGUUGAAAGACCUUUUCGACGCCAGGGUGCACCUGGGCCAUAAGAAGGGGUGCAGACACAGGCUCAUGGAGCCGUACCUCUACGGCUGCCGCUUGGAUCAAGACAUCAUUGACCUCGACCAGACUGUGGAGCACCUCCAGCAAGCCCUGAACUUCACCGCCCACGUGGCGUAUCGCGGCGGCAUCAUCCUGUUCGUCAGCCGCCAGCGGCAGUUCGUCCACCUGGUGGAGAACGCGGCCAAGAGCUGCGGCGAGUACGCCCACACGCGGUACUGGCAGGGCGGCCUCCUCACCAACGCCCACAUCCAGUACGGCCCGGGCGUCCGCCUGCCGGACCUCGUCGUCUUCCUCUCCACCCUCAACAACGUGUUCCAGCCGCACGUGGGCAUCCGGGACGCGGCGAAGAUGAACAUUCCCACGGUCGGCGUGGUGGACUCGAACUGCAACCCGUGCCUGGUGACCUACCCGGUGCCGGGGAACGACGACACGCCGUGCGCCGUGGAGAUGUACUGUCGCUUGUUCACCAUGACCAUCAACCGCGCCAAGGACACGCGCAGACGGAUGGAGCUGCUGCACGGGAUUUCGGCGCCGCCCGCAUCGAGCUCGUGACAUAAUAUAUUCUGAAACCGGAGACAUUGAAGAAAAAAAAAAUGCAUUAAAAAAAGAACAAAUCAUCUGUGGCUUCCUUUCAUCAUUGCAUUUGGAAGAUAAAAUGUGAUGCAAGAGUUCAGGGCUGGCAGGACGCCGUCUCUGGGCUAAACAGAUUUUCUUUUUAAUGAAUUCUGGUUUAUCCAUUUAUUGUUCUACUCCCAUGCCGGUGCAUCCUCGGCUUGAGGCUUGGUUUUCUGGUUUGUUUACGUACCAUUCGUGUGAAAACUGAGCGCCUGGAGGGAGUUUCACAUCCAUUUGUACUCAAUAAACUGAUUAGUAUUUGACGGUCAAGGUCACUGUGGCUGCACAAAACACAAUUGGCCCACAGCUCAAGUUCAUAUGCAAAUGGUCAACUAAAAUGAGUUCUAAUUGUAGAGUGUAAAUGUAAAUGUGCAGCACUAACGGAACAAGAUCUCAUGGUUAUGUGGACAAACCAUCAGGAUGAUCAUGUUGGUAGAAGCUUAAGUUUACA